Rhodotorula toruloides NP11 is the source of this 957-nucleotide messenger RNA. RefSeq names its product glycosyltransferase family 43 protein. Gene Ontology annotation, biological process: carbohydrate metabolic process. Gene Ontology annotation, molecular function: galactosylgalactosylxylosylprotein 3-beta-glucuronosyltransferase activity. Lineage: Eukaryota; Fungi; Basidiomycota; Microbotryomycetes; Sporidiobolales; Sporidiobolaceae. Gene Ontology annotation, cellular component: Golgi membrane. The transcript has 2 exons. Bases 1 to 957 code for a protein of 318 amino acids. The record is from RefSeq and is a predicted model, not a curated record.
AUGAACACGCGGACGAGGCUGUACACGCUCAUCCUCGUCGCACUCGCGCUCGCCGCCGUCCUCGUCCACUCGCUCACCCGCUCCUCGUCCUCAUCGCGCAUCCUCAUCGUCACGCCCACCCACGACCAACUGACGCGCUACCCAAACUUCCUCUACCUCGCUCACGCCCUCGCACACUCGCCCUCCUCCUCCCGCAUCCUCUGGCUCGUAAUCGAAGACGGCCCCACCCUCGACCCAUCCAUCUCGUCUCUCCUCUCGUCCCUCCCGAUCGCGCACCGCUACUGGCCCGUCCAGACUCCCUCCUCUUUCGAAGCGCCGCACCGCGGACUCGUACAACGAAACGCCGCGUUGGACUAUAUCGACGCCAGUGGAAUCCAGGGAGUUGUCUACUUUGCAGACGACGACAACGCGUACCGACCCGAGUUGUUGAACUACCUCUCGAAGGUACCGAGGGACGGAUACACGGUGUUUCCUGUGGGAAAUACGGGCUACAUGGGCUUCGAAGGUCCCGUCUUUCGACCCACGGACGAAGAGGGAGUGGUCGAGAUCGAGCAGUGGUGUUGCGAUUUCUGCAGGAGGAGGUGGAACGUCGACAUGGCCGGUCUCGCAUUCCAUUCGUCCCUUCUCCGCCCUCCGUCAAGCUCGACAGAAGACUGGGACCAACCGCGUUUCGACCCCGCAUCAGAAGAAGGGUUCCUCGAAACCGACCUCCUCACCUCCCUCGAACUGCACCCCUCCUCGAAACUCUACACUUUCCCACCGCUCAACGACCGGAUCCACGUAUGGCACAACUAUGGACGCCCGUUCCAUCGCGCGGGGUACUACGACGCAGAUUGGGAGACGAAGAGUGCGCUGGAGAGGAAGCUGGUGGAUGGGGAGGAGGACGUUGCGAGAGGGUUUAGGUGGGCGGCGGAGGAGGGCUUGCCGCGAGCAAAGGUGGUGAAGGGGCGGCAAUGA